AUGGAGUCGGGGGUGAAACGCCGAAAGAUUGACCACGGCGGCUCCAGCCUCCGACAUGAUGGCCUCAUCGAUUUCGAGUCUCCCAACGCCGCUCGAGUAUCGUCUGCCAGCACCUUCGUCCUCCAAACCGAUGAGCUGCUCAAGGAGACCAAGCUUGACUACAGAAAAACACUGAAAGACGUGGACGCAACACUGUUUCGGCUGAAAACCAUUGUGGAUGCUAUUGAACCGCAUGCACCUCUUCCGAUUGCCGAGGCGACGCUCAAGUUCGAAAGACAGCAUCGCAUUAUCGUGCCUUACCCAGAUCCCAAGCCAAGAACGGACUCCCCCUAUAAGCUUUCAUACGCCAAACCCUCCCAAUGCAACGUCGUCGGCAGCUACGUCUCCAAGACCAUGGUCAAGACCCAAUCUGCCCUGGGCAUUGACAUGGUCGCUGAGAUGCCUGUUUCAUUGUUCCAAGACAAAGACUAUCUGAGCAUGAGGUAUUUCUAUCGGAGAGCCUACUACAUCGCCUACAUCGCCGCACACGUUCUCAAUGAGAUGGGUGACACCAUGACGCUGAGUUUCGAAUACCUACAUGAGAACCCUCUUCUUCCGGUCUUGGUUCUUAGGCCCUCGGGCCAAGGAGAUGCUACUGACGGAGUCGAGGAGACGAAAUCAAAACCUAACAAGAAGGAUGGCAAGAGUCACGGCUAUUGCAUCCGGCUAAUUCCAUGCGCCCCCGACAACCUUUUUCCUUGGUCAAAGCUCACACCGUCGGCAGAUUGUACGAGGCUGGGAGAGAUGCAGGAUCAGGGGGGUGAAGCGGAAAAGAGGAAUAGGGGAAAUGUCACGCCCUCGCCGUUUUACAACUCCACGCUCAACGCCGAGAGGACCUUCAUACAGUACCUUAGAGUACUGACGCUUGCAAAAAAGGAAUGCCCGGCCUUCCCGGAUGCAUGCAUCUUGGGUAGAAUAUGGCUUCAACAACGAGGAUUUGGCGGCAACAUCUCUCAAGGCGGCUUCGGUCAUUUUGAAUGGGCUGUCUUGAUAGCUCUUCUGUUGCAGAUGGGAGGAAGAAAUGGACAACCUGCUCUUUCCGGGUCCUUGAGUAGCACCGAACUUUUCAAGGCUGGUGUCCAAUUCCUUUCAACGACGGAUUUAAAUAAGAAGCCUUUCGUCUUCAACACGGCCAACGUCGAUACCAAAUCUGUUCGAGAAACCGGUCCAGUCAUGUUUGAUCCCGUACGACAGCUAAAUAUCUUGUCCAAGAUGACUCCAUGGUCCGCUGCUCUUCUGCAGCUAUACGCAAAGUCCACUUCAGAGUUGUUAGCCGAUGAGGGCGCGGAAAAAUUUGAGCCCACAUUCAUCACCAAGGUUAACGUUGCACUGCAAGUUUUCGAUGCUCUAUUCGAGACUCACAACUCUCAUGUUUCCAAGUAUGCAAACGCCUCUGAUCGCAGCAGCGUUGCCUGGAAAUUGGCUGCAGAGAUGCAUAAAGUGCUCAAAAAGGCCCUCGGAAACCGCGCGCGGCUCGUACAUAUACAGCUGCCAUCGGUGAAGCCUUGGCUACUUUCCAACCAGCCUACGAAACUGGCUACAAAGCUCCUUGUAGGUGUGAUUUUCGAUCCCGCUCAUAUGGCGCGACAAAUGGAGUACGGUCCGCCUGCGGAGGAAGAAAGGGAGGCUGCCGCGUUCAGACAAUUUUGGGGGGAAAAGGCGGAGCUGCGUCGCUUCAAAGACGGGAGUAUACUUGAAUGUGUCGAGUGGAACAGCAAGCUGCCUUCGCAAAUUUGCGAAGAAUUGACUACCUACUCGCUGAGGCGGCACUUCAAUACUCCAAAAGAAGAUGUUAUCGCUUAUGGGGACAAAUUUUCCUCCCUCAUUGGCUUGUCUCAUCUCGACAAAGCAGCCUUCGACUCGGCCAGGCGAUCAUUUGCGAAAUUUGAAAGCGACAUCCGUUCUUUAGACAACCUUCCGCUUCAGAUUCGCCAGUUAUCACCAGUCUCACCAUCUGCUCGCUACUCGUCUCCGGAGCCGCCUAUGCCUGGCUUUCACAUGGACGCCACCAUCCGUCCAAUGGACGUCAACCUUUACUUUGAGGCAUCCAGCAAAUGGCCAGAAAACCUCACUGCCAUCCAGGAGGCAAAGAUUGAAUUUUUGCUCGAUUUUGACCGCCGCUUAACAGCUGCUAACGAUAGACUGAUGACACACCUGGGUCGGGAAAACAGAGACGUUGGCAUCGAAAAUCUGGCAUAUUUAGAUGUCGUGUACGACAACGGUGCGUCUUUCCGCCUGAGAAUAUAUUGCGAUCUCGAAGAGACGCUACUUGAGCGCCGAGUCCAAAAUCAGGUGCUCGAUCAUCAUGUCCGCGAAGAGGCAUCACGAGCUUUGGCGGCACUCAACUGGUAUUCUGCCACACUGUCACUGCAAACUCAAACCAUUGCAACUUUUUGCACUCGUCUGCAGCCGUUGUCACCGUCGAUUCGCCUGGUCAAACACUGGUUCGCCAGCCACAAACUCUGCGGACACCUGUCUGAUGAGCUCAUUGAACUUUUUGUUCUGCACGUCUUUCUUCAACCGUAUCCCUGGAUGACGCCUUCGUCGCCCACGACGGGGCUUCUGCGAACGCUUUUCUUCUUGGCAAGGUGGGAUUGGCGGGAUGAGCCAUUGAUUGUAGAUUCCGCAGAGACUAUAUCCGCAGCAGACCGGUCAACAAUGCACCGGGAGCUCGAGUCUUGGAGAAGACGAGAUCCCCACAUGAACAAUUUCGUCAUGUUUGUUGCUACUUCCAGCGAUCGCUCGGGACUGGCAUAUACGCGCGACGGCCCGUCGAAGCUAAUCGCCUCUCGAAUGACUCGCUUGGCCAAGGCCGCCUACAAACUCGUUCACAACCAAGGAGCCAACCUCAAGCCCGAGAGCCUUUUCGAAUCAUCUCUGCAGGAUUAUGACGUACUGGUCCACCUCUCCACCAAGGCCAUCAAGAGCACCCUACGCGAAGCAGCCACAGAACCCGGUGCAAGGAGGCACUCACAGUACAAGAAUCUCGACGCGCGCGCCGGCAAGAUGCCGCUCCCCACAAGAGCGCACCCCUCCGCCGUCUUGGCCCAGGAGUUACAGCGCGCCUACGACGACACACUUGUGUUCUUCUCGGGCGGACCAAACGACUCUGUUUUAGCCGCUAUCUGGAGCCCCAAGUUGCAAAAGAGGCAAAAGUUCAGGGCCGGCCUGCCAUACAACUUCCGGAGAGUAGCUGGAAACAAUGGCGACGACGACGAGGCAACAGAUGUAGUCGAGGUGAAUCGACAGGCCAUCUUGCUGGAGCUGGCCAGGGCGGGUGGCGACAUGAUAAAACGGAUAGAAGUUGGAGACGACGAGGAAUAA
Messenger RNA from Metarhizium album ARSEF 1941, 3363 nucleotides. Its product is annotated as pre-rRNA processing protein Utp22. Lineage: Eukaryota; Fungi; Ascomycota; Sordariomycetes; Hypocreales; Clavicipitaceae. The transcript has 2 exons. Gene Ontology annotation, biological process: tRNA export from nucleus; rRNA processing. The record is from RefSeq and is a predicted model, not a curated record. Bases 1 to 3363 code for a protein of 1120 amino acids. Gene Ontology annotation, cellular component: UTP-C complex; small-subunit processome; CURI complex.